Molecule: messenger RNA, 1659 nt
Organism: Cannabis sativa
Lineage: Eukaryota; Viridiplantae; Streptophyta; Magnoliopsida; Rosales; Cannabaceae
Product: 26S proteasome non-ATPase regulatory subunit 11 homolog
Exons: 2
Coding region: 281-1549 (422 amino acids)
Biological process (GO): ubiquitin-dependent protein catabolic process
Cellular component (GO): proteasome regulatory particle, lid subcomplex
Molecular function (GO): protein binding; structural molecule activity
Source: RefSeq, a predicted model, not a curated record
UCCUCAACUUCCCCCUUUAAACUCUAUAUUAGCCCACUGUAAGAAGCCCACGCCAAAGCCCAAACCCAAGCCCAAGCCCAAGCACAGUUACUUAGUCACAUUGUUCUUUGCUCUCUCCCUUACUCAAUCUCUCUCUGGCUUUUCUUCGAUUCUCUCUGUAAACCCUAGAAAUAUCACCAACCUCGUUCUGAUCGGAGAUCGGAGGAGAGUAGGAAUUCCGUUUCAAUCAAUUGCCGGUUAACACAAUUACUUCAGUUCAAGUGAAUUCAAAGCAGUAGCAAUGGCUUCAUCAUAUCUUCCAGCCACUGCCGAUUCGAUUGCUCAGGCUUUAGAAGCCAAGGCUCCAUCUGAAGCCAUCUCUAUUCUCUAUAAAAUUCUUGAAAACCCAUCAUCAUCUUCUGAUGCUCUGCGGAUAAAGGAACAGGCAAUCACAAAUCUUUCAGAUCUUCUCAGGCAAGAAAACCGGGCUGAGGACCUCAGAAACCUUCUAACUCAACUGAGGCCUUUCUUUAACUUGAUUCCCAAGGCCAAAACUGCGAAAAUUGUUCGCGGAAUCAUUGAUACAGUGGCCAAGAUACCAGGCACAGCAGUGCUUCAGAUUUCUCUCUGCAAAGAAAUGGUCCAGUGGACUCGUGACGAGAAAAGGACUUUUCUUCGACAGCGAGUGGAGGCCAGGCUUGCAGCUCUUUUGAUGGAGAGCAAGGAGUACUCAGAGGCCCUAAACCUUCUUUCGGGUUUGGUGAAGGAAGUUAGAAGAUUGGAUGACAAGCUUUUGCUUGUUGACAUAGAUUUAUUGGAGAGUAAGCUCCAUUUCUCCCUUAGGAAUCUUCCUAAGGCGAAAGCUGCCCUCACAGCUGCUAGAACAGCAGCUAAUGCCAUAUAUGUUCCCCCAGCUCAGCAGGGAACUAUUGAUUUGCAGAGUGGAAUCCUGCACGCCGAGGAGAAGGACUACAAAACAGCGUACAGUUACUUCUUUGAAGCUUUCGAAGCAUUUAAUGCUUUAGAAGAUAGUAGGGCUGUGUAUAGCCUUAAGUAUAUGCUUCUAUGUAAAAUCAUGGUGAACCAGGCUGAUGAUGUUACAGGAGUAAUAUCAUCAAAAGCAGGUUUGCAGUAUGUUGGGCCUGAGUUGGAUGCCAUGAAAGCAGUGGCCGAAGCCUACUCAAAACGCUCUUUGAAGCUUUUUGAGACUGCCCUUGGGGAUUUCAAGGGUCAGUUAUCAGAAGAUCCCAUUGUUCAUCGACACCUUUCAUCGCUUUACGACACCCUCUUGGAGCAGAAUUUGUGCAGGCUGAUAGAGCCGUUCUCGCGAGUUGAGAUUGGGCAUAUCGCUGAGUUGAUUGAACUUCCGAUUGAUCACGUAGAGAAGAAGUUAUCUCAAAUGAUUUUGGACAAAAAAUUUGCAGGGACUUUGGACCAAGGUGCUGGGUGCCUAGUAAUUUUUGAAGAUGGCAAGACUGAUGCCAUAUACCCGGCCACGUUGGAAACAUUAACCAACAUUGGCAAGGUGGUCGAUAGUCUCUACGUGAGAUCGGCCAAGAUAAUGGCUUGAAAUUGUUACCGUUACCUUCUCUUUUCGUGGAAAUGUCAUGGAAUUCACAGACACUUAUGUUCAACUUUUUUUUUCUCUUUAGAAAUUAAUGCUUUGGAUAUUCAUUUGUU